Messenger RNA from Cuscuta epithymum, 1862 nucleotides. Lineage: Eukaryota; Viridiplantae; Streptophyta; Magnoliopsida; Solanales; Convolvulaceae. The record is from the annotation of a GenBank genome assembly.
GGCGAACAUAUUUUCAGAGCUUUUACUGCACAUGCCCAAAGAAAGAAGCACCAUCUUUAAGCAAUUCUGAAUCUCGACUCUUUCUUUCUUCUUCGAAACUUCAAAGCAGUAGAAAGGUCAUUGGUUAGAGCAGACUAGCUAGCCAUCCAUAAAAAUGGAAAACCUCUCUGGGUUUUGAGCCAGAGGAGCUGUAUGUUCUGUAAUCAGUUUUCUUUUUUCUGAAAUGGGUUCGCUGGAAAUGGAGAGUGAAUCAGACUUUAACAACAAAGAGGCAAAAUCUGAGAUGGGUAUGGAUGAAGAUAAGAAGAAGAGCAGUUUGGGUAUCAAGAAGAAAAGAAGGUUCAAGAACUUGUCUUUUCUCUUCCCGUGUAUGAGAUUGGAAGACGAGGUGCCGACGGAAGAGCGGCCGAGCGGCGGUGGAGGCUUCGAUGUGGAGGCUGCCGGAAUAGAUCACCGACCGACUCACCUGGUUGUUAUGGUCAAUGGCAUUAUAGUGCUGCUAAUUGGAUAUUUCCAGCAAAGCAAUUUGUGAAGACCUAUCCAAGGGAUGUCAUUGUUCACUGCAGUAAAUCAAAUUCUGUAACAUUGACAUUUGAUGGAAUUGAUGUAACUGGGACGAGGUUGGCUGAUGAGGUCAUUUCUGUAAAACAACGUUACCCGGACCUUAAAAGGAUUUCUUUUAUUGGUCACUCACUUGGUGGUCUGAUAUCAAGAUAUGCCAUUGCCAAGUUAUACAGUCAAGGUUGUACAGAAAAGCCCAAUGGUGAUGGUGCAAUAAUAAAUGCAUCUAAUAGUGAUUCUUGCUCUCAAGAUUUACCGAAAGGUAACAUUGCUGGACUAGAACCUAUGAAUUUCAUAACCAUUGCAACACCUCAUCUUGGCUCAAGGGGACACAAACAGGUCCCUGCCUUCUGUGGGCUUUACCCUAUGGAGAAAUUUGCAUCGCGUGCUUCAUGGAUGCUUGGAAGAACAGGAAGACAUCUUUUUUUAAAAGCCAAUGAUAAGGGAAAACCUCCUCUUCUAGUUCAGAUGGCUAGUGACUCUGAAGAUCUUCCUUUCAUAUCGGCUUUGGAAGCAUUCAAGCGUCGUGUGGCUUAUGCAAAUAUACAUUUUGACUAUGUAGUAGGCUGGAGUACAUCAUCAAUACGGUCAAGAAGUGAACUUCCUCCAAAGGGUAAGAAUCUGAAAAGAGUUGAAAAGUAUCCACACAUUGUAAAUCUAGAACCAGCAAACACGACUAGUACCUCUCAAAGAAACGGAUCUGUGGGGACAAGUAAAGCAAACAAGUAUACUUAUUUGGAAGCGGAAAUUCCUGCGUCCGCCGCUGCGCACCAGAUUGAUCAAAGUUGUGCGUAAAUUUACUGUGUGGUUUCUGUCAUUUGAAAUGAAGAGACCAUGCUCAAGGGCUUAACAAAAAUGAGCUGGGAUCGUGUGGAUGUUAGCUUUCGGGGAAGUAAACAAAGAUUCUUUGCACACAACACCAUUCAGGUACAACUGUAUUGUAUAAAUUCUGAUGGAGCUGAUGUUAUUCAACACAUUAUUGAUAAUUUUGUAUUAUAAUAAUUAAGUACGUCCUGAAGUUAGAGCUAGAAGAUUAUUUACACACUCACACAUUAUUUGAGGUCAUGCCAAGAAGGCAGGAUUUUCACCCUGGCCUGAAUGUAUUGACAACUAAUGUUAAAAUUGAGGAGAAUCUAAUUGUACUAGAUGGAUAGAUAUAUCAGAGAAUAUAUAGUUCAUGUACUAUGUGCUAUAAGGAUUGUAAGUUUGUAAAAUACGUACUUGGUGUACUAUGAAGUAUAAAGUGAACCUCUGCCCUCUUUAUAGUAAUCUUCUACGGAGUAUUAUACUAUUAUGAAGUA